GCUCCUUGUUGCAAUUAUGUGACACAUGUAUAUAACAGCUGCUAGACUCUUCCUCUCGAUGAUAAGAUUCCCUACGGGUUUUCACAUAUGUGAUAUUUAAAGCCGUGCCACUUGAAACGUACAAUUGUAACACCAUAGUCCUUGUGACCUAAAUCCGGAAGAAGUCAUGCGCUAGAUUUUGAUAUACGUCAUGCAUGUAUAAAGAUUACGUUAACACAGACCUAUGUACGACUGUGUCUUACUGUCUGGUUGUUGUUAAAGUCGACAUUAAACUUAGAAAUGGCGAAAAGAAGAGUGGAUUUCGACAGAGAUUUUUGUCUGAUCUUGUUUUUAAUAGUCAACACAGUCAGAUCUGAAGUAAACCUCGCGCUGUCGAAGACAGCCACACAGAGUAGUACUCAUGGUGACGGUAGAUGGUCGGCAAGACGGGUCGUGGACGGAUGUGAAUUGGCCGAUGUUAAUUCUAAUUGUUGUUCGCACACAACCGAUGUUGGUCCGAAGACGGCUUGGUGGAGUGUCGAUCUUGAAGAAAACAGCACCAUCGACACAAUCAGAAUAGUUUACAGAGAUGGUUUUCAGAGAAGACUGGCCGGAUACCAGCUUUAUGUAUCCAAUACCACCGAUUCACCCACAAACGGCGUCCUCUGUUAUCAGGACACUAGUAGUAGUAGAAGUUCGGUACAGUUAGACCAGACACACCAGUGCCCGUAUGUAGGGCGGUAUGUGACUGUGUACAACUAUAGAAACAACACAAAACGAUACAGCUGGUAUGAUAAUUAUGCAGUGUUGGAGCUUUGUGAGGUUCAAGUGAAUGGCUGUCCUGUGGGGAGAUACGGAAAUGGUAAUUGUAGUCAAGCAUGUCCGGCCAGCUGUUACGGAGGCAACUGUAAUUCUAAAACGGGUUCUUGCAUUUAUUGCUUCCCGGGAAAAUACGGAAACUUAUGUGAAAACACUUGCUCUACGAAUUGUAAAAACAGUUUGUGUAAUAAAGACUCUGGCUAUUGUUUAGAAUGCUUUCCAGGGAAGCUUGGUAAUGUGUGCGAUCAAGACUGUCCUGUAAACUGUAAGGAUAGUUUGUGUGCAAACAACAACGGCUAUUGUAUUGAAUGCAUUCCUGGAAAGUUGGGCAAUACCUGUGAUCAGGACUGUUCAGUUAACUGCCAGGAUAGUUUGUGUGCCCGGGACACUGGUUACUGUUCUGAAUGUGUUGCCGGAAAAUUGGGUAAUACCUGCGAUCAGGACUGUCCUUCAAACUGCAAGAACAGUUUGUGUGCCAGGAACACAGGUUACUGUACUGAAUGUGUUGAUGGAAAGUUCGGCAGCAUCUGCGAUCAAAACUGUUCUGUAAACUGUAAUCACAGUUUGUGUGUCAAGGACACGAGUACCUGUUACGAAUGUGUUCCAAGAAAAUUCGGUAAUACUUGCGAUCAUGACUGUCCUGUAAACUGUGAAAAUAGUUUGUGUGCCAGGGACACCGGGUAUUGUACUGAAUGUGUUGACGGGAUGUUCGGCAGUACAUGUGGUCAAAUCUGUUCAGUAAACUGUAAAGAUAGACGGUGUUCUAUCAACACCGGAUACUGUAAUGAAUGUGUUUCUGGAAAGUUUGGCAGUACCUGUGGUCAAGACUGCUCUGUAAACUGUAAAAACGGGACGUGUGCCAGAACCAGCGGAAUCUGUACAGAGUGUGUUUCUGGAAAGUACGGUAAUACAUGUGGCCAAGACUGCUCAGUAAACUGUAAGGGCGGGGCGUGUGACAAGAACAAUGGAUACUGUACAGAAUGCAUCAUUGGAAAACACGGAGAUAGUUGCGAUCAGGACUGCUUGGAAAUCUGUGGGGACGGAUGUUUUAGGGACAACGACACAUGCAUAAAUUGUACAGCUGGGAAAUAUGGUGUAACAUGUUCCUUCACAUGUUCUUUGACUUGCAAAGACUUUUUGUGUAAUCAGCAAACCGGCCACUGUUUAGAUUGCUACCCUGGAAAGUACGGAGUGGUGUGUGGGGCUGAUUGUCUGGACACAUGUACGGACAACAUCUGCAAUAAGGACGAUGGACACUGUCUAACCACUACCGAUUCUAACUUGGUCAUAAUAGCUGUUCUAGCUACUCUUUGUGGGCUGCUUGUUGCUGUAAUGAUUCCUGCAGUAAUAUGGCAAUUUCGAAAAAGACAAAACAGAAUGAACUUGUCAGAUGCACGUACAAACGCGAACACAGAACAAUGCGUCCAGAACACUGGGUUUAUGUCUGUCUCUCAUCAGGACGAAAUAACAGCCAACGUCUAUGAACUGCUGGUCACCUAAUACGCAAGACAAGUUCAUCAAACGCAUCAAGUGAAUUCGAAAUCAUACAAUAUGUUGAUAUACGGCUGUGAUAUAUUGGGAAAAAAACAGACGUUGAUAUUUCUGAUUUUGAAAACCCUGACUUCGAGGCACGGACGAGGCACUAAUCAAAUAUUCUCUUUCACUGUCAUUUUGUGUUCCGUUUUAUAUCAAAUGGCAUAUCAACACUUUAUGCCUUUAUUUCUAGAAAUAGGGAACAACUGUAAGAUGCAGUUUAUUUUAUUUCUAAAUUCUGUAUCUUAUUCUCAAUUUAAUGUGAAAGGUGCUAGAACCCUGUUUUGUUGUACGAGUACAAUCUCUAGUUUAUGAUGUGGACGAUUGUUUUAGAAUUUAUUAAAGCAUAUAUGUUGAUAGGACCGUUAAACAAUGUUAACCAGACUGUAAAUCUAAUAUCCUAAUUUGUUGUCUUACUUUAGAAAUAAAUCGUGCUUCAUUUGUGGAAAAGUAUAAAGUACACGUAUUGAUCAAAUGCAAAAGGAUCCAUUUAAAUAAAUUGAUCGUAAUUGGUUUGAAUAAUAA
Pecten maximus is the source of this 2856-nucleotide messenger RNA. RefSeq names its product cell death abnormality protein 1-like. Gene Ontology annotation, molecular function: scavenger receptor activity. The transcript has 19 exons. The record is from RefSeq and is a predicted model, not a curated record. Bases 280 to 2298 code for a protein of 672 amino acids. Lineage: Eukaryota; Metazoa; Mollusca; Bivalvia; Pectinida; Pectinidae.